ACCAGGUCACACACACACACACACACACACACACACACACACACACACACACACACACACUGUUGCUUAGUUUAAAGGUUUUGUUAUCACUGGAACUGUUAGAGCGAUAAGCCUUCAGUUGUUGCUGUUCAGAGGAAACAGGUGCUAGGUUUAUGCUUUGUAAGUUGCAACAUCACUAACACAGAAUAAAUAAACUGCCUGGCCAAAAAAAGGCACACAUUCGCUGUGGCAUCGUUUCCACGAGCUUCUGCGAUGUCACAACAUUUAUUUCUGUCCUGCAUUCAUUUUUCUCCAACAUCUUGUAUUGAUGACGGGAGAGUCAGACCACUGCGCAAAGUCUUCUCCAGCACAUCCCAAAGAUUCUCCAUCGGGUUCAGGUCUGGACUCUGUGGUGGACAAUCCAAGUGUGAAAGGAUGUCUCAUGCUCCCUGAACCACUCUUUCACAAUUUGAGCCCGAUGGAUCCUGGCAUUGUCCUCUUGGAACACGCCUGUGCCAUCAGGGAAGAUGGAUGGAUGGGUGGAUGGUCCCAAUUUGGGGACAUUUUUGCAUUGCAGCAGCUCAAUAAAAAACAGCAAUAGAAAUGUAUGAAAUAUACAUACAAAAUAAAAUAAAAUAAAAUAUAGAUAUAAAGUAGGAUAUUGUAUAUACAUUAGGUGUUAGAGGAAUGGCAUAUUAAAUAGGAUCUAAAUGUGAAAUGAACAGCGUUCAAGUCCAGUAGUGCAAUAGAAGCUGUGUAUAAGGGUUAGCCAGAGGUGAAUUGUUCAAAAUCCAUUGAUGGAAUAACCUGGUCCUUCAGUAUAUUCAGGGAGUCAGCUGACCUCAUUCUUUGGGCCCAUAACGUUGCUGAACCUAGACCAGAACAACUGCUAUUUAUUGAACUACACAGUGAUGUGAUUAAGAAAAAACCAAUUUAAAUCUUUAUCAAACGUGACCGCAAAUCAGGAUCCCCACAAGUAUCAUGCUAUUUUUAGUCCAGCAGUGGCUCAGUCAGUAGGGGCUUGGACUGGGAAUCGUAGGGUCGCCGGUUCAAGUCCCCGAACAGACUUGAAAUAUGGAAGUGGACUGCUACUUGGAGAAGUCUCAGUUCACCUCCUAGGCCCUGCUGUGGUGCCCUUGAGCAAGGCACCGGACACCUCCAAUCCCCCCUCCCCAUUGCUCCCCGGGCGCUGCACGAUAGCUGCCCACUGCUCCUAGUACUAGGAUGGGUUAAAUGCAGAGGACUGAUUUCACUGUGUGUGCUCUGCUGUGUGCAUGUGUGUGACAAAUAAAGAGGGUUUCAUCCUCCAACUCUAUCUUCUAUUUACACACGUAAACAUACAUUAUACAUUGCAGCCAUAGCUUGUUGUUUUUCCUUGAAACCAUAUUUUAUAUACUUUUACAAUGUGUUAAGUCAUUUAAAUCUGGCAGGGUGGUUAAUGACUCCAUAUAGUUUAUAUUCUGUGGUUUACAAACUCAGAACACAUCUAUUUAUCUUGUUUUACUCAGGUUUUAAUGGUUGGCCCAGAUAUUGGUUGAAAUGGGGAUAACGUGAACAUCUGAACUGAGUGUUUUUCCCAAAGUACUGUUGUGUUUUUCAGAACCUCAUGUGGAAACACAACAUGCUUCUGCACCAGAGGCUGAAGACGACCCGGGUCAACCCGUCUACUCUGAGAUCACAUUUGUCAGCGGUGUCCAAGGUGACGCUGACUGUGUCGUCUACUCUGUUCCUCGGGUGGACUCUAGCUCUGAUGAGCCCCCUCUGUACUCACUGUUAACCCAGAGCAGAAGCUAGUGUGAAUUAAGCCGCCGGGGGAAUAUUCUGAAACAGAGAGAUGGUUCUGGAAUACGUUUAAUAUUAUUAAGACCAUCUCUUAUUUCAAACCUGCUUAGAAUGACCUGCUCAUGUGAGGAUAAAUCCUGCUCUGCUCUCCUUCACAGACGUGCCUCUUCAACAGUUUGCUUCAGGUUACUGUUCCGUAAUGACUUGUUUGAAUUGUUUUGUAUUUAUAUUUGGAUUCGCACCAUUUUUUAUAGAGUUUAUUUUUGAUAUUGUAUUUUAUAUCAGCACUCUUCCUGCUCUGUACUGCAGCUGCUGCACAACACCUUUCCUCUGGAUAAAAAUAAAGUUCUCUUAAGCAAAUGAUGUUUAUUGUUGGCUUGAAACAAAUGAUGCUUUACUUAAAAGGAAAAGAAAGCUGCUGUUUGAAUAAGAAUCCAUAGAAACCUCCAAAUAUUUGCAACAAUUAAUAUCAGAUUAAGGUCCAAAUUGUGAUCUGUAUUCCCAGGAUGCUCCUAUUAGCAUUUACUAGCAUAUAUUGUAGCUUCGCCCUUUUGUCCACAGACUUCACAUGGAAUAAUGUAAAUGUUGAAAGCAAGAUAUAUUAUUUUGCUGCAUUAAGUUACAAAGUUUUAAAGUGAAACCAUACGUGAUACACAUGCAGCUGCAAGAGAGGAGGGUAAAGCUGUGAGUGUUUUAUUUUAAGCAGGGACUCCAUCGUUUAGAGAAGUGAACACCUGAUGGUUUGCCGGUGAAGAAGAGAGGCAGCGUUCAACCAUCACAGCCUCCAACAUGAAGGUCUGCCAGACUCUGAUCUUCCUCGUUCUCACCCUGCCGGGUCCAAGCACUGUUCUUGUCGCUGCAGGAGGACACCCUGUCUUUACCGGGACUGAAGGAGGAAAUAUUUCAGUUCAUUGCUCCUUUUUCUUUUCAGGAAUAAGGAAGUUAUUUUGCAAACAGGACUGUGAAGAAAGCAUACUCAUUGAAACAGCCAAAGACAGGGCUACAACAGGCAGAUUCAGCAUUGAAUAUAGCAAAAAAAAUUAUCUGUCACAUCAUGUUCAUGUUAGCAUCACAAAGCUGACGAAGUCCGACUCAGGACGGUACAAAUGUGGUGUGGACAGAUUUUUGCUUCCAAACUCACAUGAUGUGUUGGAGAUCAUCGUAGAGGAUGCUCCGACCACCUCGGAACCAGAGGGGACUCGUCAACCUUUUCCGUCUGAAGUUCAGUCAGCUUCCACACCACCAGCACCUCAGAGUCAAAGCUCCAGUUUAAGAAGUUUCACAUCCUCAUCAUCUUCCGCUGAAAUCCCCACCCAUUGUGUGCAGCAGCAGAUGGAGGGAACAGCAACACCAGCUGCAGGGGCGCCGCUGUAUGUCGGGCUUAUUGUGCUCGCCAAGAUCAUCCUGUUAUCUCUGGCUGUUCUGUACUCCUGCAGGAGGAGGGCCCGGGAACACAGAGAGUCUCCUGUGGAGGCAGAGUAUGCUUCUGUCUCUAAGACCAACAAAACCACACAGAGCAGACCUCCUGCUUCAGUUUACACGUACGCCAAAUACACCAAACCAGAAGAAGGUCAAUCCGAUGACGACUACAGUUUGGUCGGACCCAUCGGUAUCUCUGCAGCCAGUCCUCAACACAAAGCUGCGAAUGAUUCCAGUGAACUCAUCUACUCUGAAGUGAAAUUUCCUCUGGUUACCGCCUCACCCCUCAAUGCCCCCUCUCGUGCCAAUGAUGUCAUCUACUCCAUGAUUCGGGUGGAGGCGAGCUCUGAAGCCAAACUAAAGGGGGACGCUUCACCGCCUCUAGACUCUACUAGUACUCUUCCUCAGCGGUAACCUCUGUGCUUCUCGCUUCCUCUCUCGGGGCUGACGGCUACACAGGAGGUAUUUUGCAUGAGUAUUAUUAACACUUUUAGUUUUCUUCCUCCAACCUCCUUUGAGAAGUGGCGCGUAUUUGUAACAUAACCAGACAUUUACGAACAAUCUGUGUUAGAGAGCUUCCUAUCUUUAAACAACCUUAUCUUUAAUAAGUUUGAUUGGUAUCAGAGCAGGUAAAAUCUCCAACCUAAAUUGCAAGAACUGAAUAAAAAGAAUUCCUAAUUUCAAUUUAUUUAAUUAAUUAAUUAAAGAUAAUAUAGAUUUUUUACACAAAAGCACAUUUAAUUGACCCAUACAGAACAGAAUAUUAUUUAUUAAAUAGAAUGCUUUCUUCUAUAAAAUCGUACCUGAAUAUAACUAAAUAAAUAACAAAUUGCAGAAUUCUCUUUUUUAAUGUAAAAUGAAUCAAAUAUAAUGGUUCGUUGGGCCUCUGCUGGAUGGGCUAAAAAAUGUAUUAGAGAUUUUCCUAUCAACCUCUAAGGCUUGAAUUCACUUCCUCCUUCUCUGUUUUUUCCACUCAAAACUACACAAAUAAUAUGAUUAUAGGUGUAUCAUGUAACUGUAAUAACUGUAGUUAUUAUGAUGUAGUUGCUGCUCUUCU
Messenger RNA from Eleginops maclovinus (Patagonian blennie), 4237 nucleotides. Its product is annotated as CMRF35-like molecule 9. Gene Ontology annotation, molecular function: transmembrane signaling receptor activity. The record is from RefSeq and is a predicted model, not a curated record. The transcript is spliced from 8 exons. Lineage: Eukaryota; Metazoa; Chordata; Actinopteri; Perciformes; Eleginopidae. Bases 2551 to 3594 code for a protein of 347 amino acids. Gene Ontology annotation, cellular component: plasma membrane.